Molecule: messenger RNA, 335 nt
Organism: Prorocentrum cordatum
Lineage: Eukaryota; Dinophyceae; Prorocentrales; Prorocentraceae
Source: the annotation of a GenBank genome assembly
GACAGCACCUCCCUGCGGCCGCCCGAGCGCUAGCGGCGCGCCACCCGCUGCGGCUGUGGGGGGCGUCGCUGCUCCGCGGCAGCGGCGCCGGGGCGAGACGCAGGCGCGUGGCCGCCGAGCGGGCUGCGGCAAAUGCCGGCAGAGCGUGGGAGCAGCGGCAAGUGGGUGACAGUCACCCGGCCGUUGCGCCAGAUUCCGUCCUUGGAGGCCGCGUCAGACAACACCCAGUCUCUCUGCCUCGGCUGCUCGGCGAUCGGAAGAAUCGUCCCCUCUCCACACGCCGCAGCGCGUGGUGGGGACCCCGAAGCCUGCUGCGCGGGCAGGCAAGUAAUUAG